Phragmites australis (common reed) is the source of this 1563-nucleotide messenger RNA. RefSeq lists its product as uncharacterized. Gene Ontology annotation, cellular component: cytosol. Lineage: Eukaryota; Viridiplantae; Streptophyta; Magnoliopsida; Poales; Poaceae. Gene Ontology annotation, molecular function: protein-folding chaperone binding. The record is from RefSeq and is a predicted model, not a curated record. The coding region runs from base 191 to 1258 and encodes 355 amino acids. The transcript is spliced from 3 exons.
UUUCCUUACCCCUCCCCCUCUCUCUCCAGACGCUUCUCUCUUCUCCUUUUCUGUCCCUCUUCUCCUCGCCCCCGUACCAAACUUCACAACUACAACGACGAGAACGCCUAAACGAGCGCGAUUCUCCAGCGACAACCAAGAGCACAGCCACGCCAAAGCGGCGAAGAGCGAAGGAAAGAAGAAAGUGGCCAUGGGGCUGGACUACUACAAGAUUCUGGGCGUGGACAAGAGCGCCACAGACGACGACCUCAAGAAGGCCUACCGCAAGCUCGCCAUGAAGUGGCACCCAGAUAAGAACCCAAACAACAAGAAGGAGGCCGAGAGCAAGUUCAAGCAGAUCUCGGAGGCAUACGAGGUGCUGAGCGACCCGCAGAAGCGCGCGGUGUACGACCAGUACGGCGAGGAGGGGCUGAAGGGUCAGGUGCCGCCGCCAGGCGCCGGCGGGGCGGGCCCCGGAGGCGCGACGUUCUUCUCCACCGGCGGCGACGGGCCGACGAUGUUCCGGUUCAACCCGCGCAACGCGGAGGACAUCUUCGCGGAGUUCUUCGGCUCUUCCAGCCCCUUCAGCGGCAUGGGCGGCGGCAUGGGGGGAGGGCCUGGCAUGCGGACCGGCGGCACGAGGUUCUCGUCGUCGAUAUUCGGGGACGACAUAUUCAGCUCGGCGUUCGGCGGCGGUCCGGAAGGGCACGGCAUGCACACUGCCGGUCGGGCGGUGAAGACUCCGGCGAUUGAGAGGAAGCUGCCGUGCAGCCUGGAGGAGCUGUUCAAGGGCACAACCAAGAAAAUGAAGAUUUCUAGGGAGAUUGCCGAUGCCAGUGGGAAGACGAUCCCAGUGGAGGAGAUCCUAACGAUCGAUGUGAAGCCUGGGUGGAAGAAGGGCACCAAGAUCACGUUCCCGGAAAAAGGCAACGAGACGCCCAACACGAUUCCGGCCGACCUCGUCUUCAUCAUCGACGAGAAGCCGCACCCGGUGUUCACCCGCGACGGCAACGACCUCGUCGUCACGCAGAAGAUCCCUCUCGCCGAGGCCCUGACGGGGUACACCGUCCACCUGACGACGCUGGACGGGCGCAGCCUCACGGUCCCGAUCAGCUCCGUCAUCCACCCGGGGUACGAGGAGGUGGUUCGCGGGGAGGGCAUGCCGGUCCCCAAGGACCCAUCGAGGAAGGGCAACCUCCGGAUCAAGUUCGACAUCAGGUUCCCGACGAGGCUCACGGCGGACCAGAAGUCCGGCGUGAAGAGGCUGCUCGGGCAGUAGAGCGAGCUAGUUGCACAGAGACGGAGCUCUGUUCUGUAUCGUCAGACAUUUUUCGAGUUCGUCCUUUGAUGGGGCAAUGCAGCUUCUGUGUGUGAGAAACUAGUGACGUUAUACGGUGCAUAGGAUUCCUUGUAAAAUCUUUCAGAUCGAUGUUUGUUCGGUUGUCCAUAGCGUUGGAAGGGCUGGGAUGAAAUAAUCAAGCGUAGAUUUUGCAGUACCUAUGUUAAGAAUUAUAUUGGUAACAGUAUAAGCGAUAUCGAUAUUUGGGGGCAAAAGUACGAAAUGUUGGUAUUGCGUUUUGCUAA